AUGACUCCUCAACAAAUCAACAUCAACUUCCUUCAGACUUUCAAAUCAAGCCAGCCAGUCCAUCUCACUGUGAGCGCAAACACUAUUUUUAUCCAUCCUGAUCCUCAAAGACCCAAAAUAGACAAUGCAACUAGAGAAGUUGAAGAUAUUGAGAUGCACCACCUUGAGGAAUACUAUAGCGCGAUGAAAAAGAGCUUCAAAGAUCGUCAAAAUAAACUCAUAUCCCGCUUGAAUCAAGGUCAGCAGCUCAAAGAAGAUGAAGAGGAGUGGCUUGAUGGCCAGGGUAAUCUUGUUGACACCAAGUUGCUAAUGACGUGA
Puccinia triticina is the source of this 318-nucleotide messenger RNA. RefSeq lists its product as uncharacterized. The record is from RefSeq and is a predicted model, not a curated record. The coding region runs from base 1 to 318 and encodes 105 amino acids. The transcript has a single exon. NCBI's taxonomy places the organism in Eukaryota, Fungi, Basidiomycota, Pucciniomycetes, Pucciniales, Pucciniaceae.